Molecule: messenger RNA, 699 nt
Organism: Trypanosoma cruzi
Lineage: Eukaryota; Euglenozoa; Kinetoplastea; Trypanosomatida; Trypanosomatidae
Exons: 1
Coding region: 1-699 (232 amino acids)
Source: RefSeq, a predicted model, not a curated record
AUGCUGGACGAUCGCGUCGAGGAAUUCGCGGCGGCUCUCUCUCGCGUAUGCGUGAUGCGGGCUAUGGAUGGCAUCACCCUCGGCAGUGGCAUGUGCACGUUGGAGGAGCUUCAUGCGUGCGGUCGUCGCGAGAUGUGGCGGGAGAGGCGAGAGGCAGAGAUUCUCGAACAGCUUGGCGCGUGGCAGGCAAAAAUCGUCAGUGACUGGGAUGCGCGACAUGCUGAGUGGAGGCGCGGUGGUAACGCUUUUCGCGAAGUGGAGGAUAAGUGCUGGGUACUUACCUGCCACUUCACUCUCAUGGAUUUUGUGUCAAGUCCCUUUGCCAAGUUUGACGGAUGCGCACGGCUUUUCUCCCCUCUGGGACCCUGCGGGGGGUUGUUUCGUGCCAUUAUGCAAAUGGACGAGGGAGGAGCGGAGCGCCGAGGUCAGACGAUGGCACUUGUACAUCAGGCGUGCCCAGCGACCACGCCAGAGAUGAGACGGACUCGUCAGCUGCUGGUGGAAUCGCGCCGGGCAUGGCGUUUGCUGUUCUUUGUGUGGAUGCGUUUUCUUCUGACGCAGAAGGGUCCGCCAUCCCGUGAGAAUUGUUUGGUUUUGAGUUCAGCGGCGGAGCAGUUUCUGCGCAUGCAACAACGUGAGUUCCAAAAAACGUUAAUGGCGGCAAAGAGGCGGUCUGGCGGGAGCUUGCCGCACAACUGA